Messenger RNA from Suillus clintonianus, 1845 nucleotides. RefSeq names its product DNA glycosylase. Bases 36 to 1736 code for a protein of 566 amino acids. The record is from RefSeq and is a predicted model, not a curated record. Gene Ontology annotation, biological process: mismatch repair; base-excision repair. Gene Ontology annotation, cellular component: nucleus. Gene Ontology annotation, molecular function: oxidized purine DNA binding; 8-oxo-7,8-dihydroguanine DNA N-glycosylase activity; adenine/guanine mispair binding. NCBI's taxonomy places the organism in Eukaryota, Fungi, Basidiomycota, Agaricomycetes, Boletales, Suillaceae. The transcript is spliced from 7 exons.
UUCAGGCUGAGUGACUAACUGGAGUCGGGCUACAUAUGUUAGCGUAUCUACUAUCCACCACAAUAUUGCAGAUGCCUAAACGAAAACGCGCACAACGUCCAGCCUCUGAAUCGGGGGAAGAUUAUGCUGACAACUCCGACAGUUCCUACAACGAAACACCGCGCGCUGAAGUGACAAAGAAGACUAGGAAGACGCGUCAAGCACCGCGUACGACGCGUAAGAAGGGUCACGACGAUGAUGGCUGCACUGUAGUCAACAAUAAUUCGGGUCAUCCAGUGUCCAUGCACGUCAUAAGCGCUGUUGAGCCGAUGCGAAUCGCGCUCCUGGAGUGGUAUGACAGAGUCCACGACGCUCGAAAAAUGCCUUGGCGCAAGAAGUUUGACCCCUCGCUCGACGUCGAGGGACGUGCACAAAGAGCAUACGAGGUCUGGAUCUCGGAAAUCAUGCUACAGCAAACUCAAGUCGCGACCGUGAUACCGUAUUAUAAUAAAUGGAUAGCGAAAUUCCCUACCAUCCGUGACCUUGCAGCUUCUGAUAUCGAGACCGUCAACUCCUUGUGGAAGGGGUUAGGCUACUACUCACGUGCAGCACGGUUGCUAGGUGGUGCCCAGAAAACCGUCAAAGAAUUACAUGGCCGCUUACCUGACAAUGCAAAAGAUAUGGAGGCAGAGAUACCGGGCGUAGGUAGAUACAGCGCAGGCGCAAUAUCUUCUAUUGCGUAUAAUCAGUGUGUACCUGUGCUUGAUGGCAAUGUACAUCGACUUCUCAGUCGUUUCACAGCGCUGCAUGCACAGCCCAAAUCUAAACGAACCCUAGAUGUCCUAUGGGCAGGCGCUGAAUCAUUCAUAAAACAGUCAAAGCGCCCUGGUGACAUAAAUCAAGCUUUGAUAGAACUGGGAAGUACUAUCUGUGCAGUUCGAGAUCCUGUGUGUUCGGAUUGCCCCCUGCGUCUAUGGUGUAAGGCAUAUCAGAGGACGCAACCUAAUGCAUCACAUCCAAGUACCGUAGAAGCUGAUGUUGAGGAACUCUGCUUGGUUUGUGACCCUAUACCAUCCGAUGAGGACAAUGGAUCUGUGACUAUAUAUCCAAUGAAAGCUGAACGCAAAAAGCCCAGAGAAGAACUUGAUUCUGUGAAUGUCAUAGAGUGGCGAAGCAGGAACAAUCGAGAUCGCUGGUUUCUACUGGUCCGCCGACCCCAAGGGGGACUUUUAGCUGGUUUACACGAAUUUCCUACACUAGCCAAUCUAUCAGGCGCAGACGCUUCUGCAUCCAGUAUGGCCGAGGCACCUUACACACUUCUCCAAGGACUUCUCAUGCAUCCACCAUCCUCGCACAGCAAAAAAGUGCACUCGAAGGAGUUACCGAACUCUAACUCGUCUUAUCAGGUUCCAAAAGUAACACAAGUGACGUCCGCGGGUGAUGUUGUUCAUGUAUUUUCGCACAUUAAGAAGACCUAUCGUGUUCAGUGGGUAUUAUUGGAAGGAGACGAGCUUCCACAACUUCGUCCAGCUAUUUCCCCAGAUCAGGCCGCCAGGGAAAAUGGUAAUCGCGCCAAAACCCCCAAGGGAAAGGGAAAACGAAAAGUGUCCGAGGUAUCCGAGGUGGAGGUUAAUACAAUUACAGAGACAUUGAAUGCUCAGUGGGUACCGCUCACCCAAGUAGAGGAUGUAAACAUUGGUACUGGUGUUCUCAAGGUGUGGAAGCUUGUUGAGAAGCUGUGGACUAUCACACAGUGAUUAUAUCACGUCUGGAAACUUGCCAAAAGUCUAUUUAUCUGAUACACAUGUCGAUAAUUAGAUCCCAGGCUUAUCGCCAAACCCGCAAAUCUCAAGAUGGAUUGAAGCA